Messenger RNA from Penicillium oxalicum, 1971 nucleotides. RefSeq lists its product as uncharacterized. The transcript is spliced from 2 exons. Gene Ontology annotation, molecular function: long-chain fatty acid-CoA ligase activity; long-chain fatty acid transmembrane transporter activity. Bases 1 to 1971 code for a protein of 656 amino acids. The record is from RefSeq and is a predicted model, not a curated record. Lineage: Eukaryota; Fungi; Ascomycota; Eurotiomycetes; Eurotiales; Aspergillaceae.
AUGCCCUUCUCAUCCUGGCCUGAUGUUCCUCUACAUUAUGCGCUCCCAGCCGUCGCGGCCACGGCCGCAUACCUCAACGCUCGAUGGUCCCUUUCCUACGACCUGGGCAUGAUCAAGUCUCUGCUGAAAUUGACAGUCAAAACGCGCUCCGCAGAGCGAAUGGACAGGCUCAAUCUUUUCUACACACUCGAAAGCUACGCGCUGUCUCCCGCGACCGCGGACCGUGAAUUCAUUGUCUACGAGGGCAAGGCAUGGACAUUCCAUGAGACCUAUCUCAUGGCUUUGCGGUGGGGCGCAUGGUUCAAGAAAGAGCACGGUGUUCAACGCAAGGAGAUUGUCGCCGUGGAUUUUAUGAAUUCCGCGACCUUUUUGUUCGUUGUUCUCGGUCUUUGGAGCAUUGGCGCGGUCCCCGCUUUCAUCAACUAUAAUCUGACUGGCAAGCCACUGACCCACUCCGUGCGGACGUCGACCGCCAGGCUCCUACUUGUGGAUGAGGCUGUACGCGAUUGUUUCCCGCAGGAACAGCUAGAGACACUUUCGUCGUCGAACUUCCGAGAGGGAAAGGGACCGGUGAACGUGAUUUUUUUCACACCCGAUAUCGAGUCUCAGGUGCGGAGCACCGAGCCCACUCGGGAGGAUGACAAGGCGCGCAGCGGACAGUCUCCGCGCGACAUGGCCAUUCUGAUCUACACCAGCGGGACAACGGGAUUGCCCAAACCUGCCAUUGUGAGCUGGAAGAAAUGUUGGACUGGCAGCUUAUUCGUCGGUGACUGGUUGAAAAUGGGUGCUUCUGACCGUUUCUUCACUUGCAUGCCGCUUUAUCACUCGUCUGCCGCAAUUCUAGGCUUCGUGACAUGCUUGAAUAAUGGGUCAACAAUCAUUGUGGGACGCAAGUUUUCUGCCCGCAACUUCAUGAAAGAAGCCCGAGAAAACGAUGCGACGAUCAUUCAAUACGUUGGCGAGACGUUGCGUUACAUCUUGGGCAGCCCAGCCGAGAUCGAUCCAGUCACGGGCGAAAAUCUCGAUAAAAAGCACAAGAUUCGGGUCGCCUUUGGUAAUGGUCUUCGACCGGACAUCUGGAACCGUUUCAAGGAUCGUUUCAAUAUUCCCACAAUUGCCGAAUUUUAUGCCGCAACUGAAGGAACCUCUGGACAAUGGAACCUUUCAUCCAAUGACUUCUCGGCCGGUGCUAUUGGUCGCAACGGCGCCUUGGGCAACAUUAUCCUCGGCCGUGGCUCCAUUAUCGUCGAGGUUGACCACGAGACUGAGGAGCCUUGGCGUGACUCUCAAACGGGUCUGUGUAAGAAGGUGUCUCGGGGCGAUCCGGGUGAGCUUCUUUUCGCCAUCGACCCUAUCGAUCCCAGUGCGUCUUUCCAAGGAUAUUUCCAGAACAAAAAAGCGACAGAGGGUAAAAUCUUGCGGGAUGUGCUCAAGAAGGGCGAUGCCUAUUUCCGUACGGGCGACAUGGUCCGAUGGGACCAGGAAGGGCGUUGGUACUUUUCCGAUCGCAUUGGGGACACGUUCCGCUGGAAGAGCGAGAACGUUUCUACAAACGAGGUUGCCGAGGUUCUGGGGUCUCACCCCGACGUACACGAGGCGAACGUUUACGGUGUAGCCCUCCCCAAUCACGACGGUCGCGCCGGAUGUGCUGCAAUUGUGUUCAAUCAGCAAAUGGCCAGUGGUGAUACCACCGGCCCUGCGAUGGAACCCUCCUCCACAACUCUCCAUGGGCUGGCUACUCACACCCUGAAAAAUUUGCCGCGAUAUGCAGCGCCUCUUUUCAUUCGUGUGAUGCCCGCUAUGGCAUCCACCGGAAACAACAAGCAGCAGAAACAUGUCCUGCGCACCGAGGGUGUGGACGUGUCCAAAGUCUCUCAGAAUGAUCGCCUGUACUGGCUCCAGGGUGACAAGUAUGUUCCCUUUGGCCAAAAGGACUGGGAUCGGAUUAAUGGUGGACAAGUUCGUCUUUGA